AUGAAAAAUGAAGAGAAAGAUUAAAAUUAAAAAUAAAGAAUAACUACUUGCAAAGAAGUAUUAUAAAAUUGAUUACAAUUUAAAAGGCGCUAAAGUUUCUAUUUUAUGUAAAUGAUAAGUUGUAGAAAUCUGAAGAUUUAGAUUAAAAAGAAGUAUAUUAAAAAUCACUUCAUAAAUGGAAUUAAAUGAAAAAAGAAGAAUAAGAUUAAUAAUAACAAAAAAUAGAUAAUACAAAAUAAAAAGAACAAAACUUGCUUAAAAGAAUAUUAUAAGAAAAAGAAAGAACUUAAGAAAUUGAUUUCUCUAAUUUAAAUUCUUUGUAAAAUGGUUACUAGUAAGUUUAAAUAAUAUAAAAUUUAUUAUAAUAGGAAAAUUGUUAAGAAUUUAAUCCAUAAGUAGCUUAAUCAAAUAAUAAUAUUAAUGAUGAAUUAAACAACAAUAAUAGUUAUAUUUAAUCUAUUAAAUUUUAAGAUAUUGAAAGUUAAGUUUAAUCAUAAAAAUUACAAGAAUAAUAAUCUAAUAUUGAAUAAAAUAAACAGUAUUUGGAAAAUAGUGAUAAUGAAGAUUAUAAGAAGAUUAUUAAAUAAAAUCCUAGAAUCAAAAAUUCUAAGGCCAGACAAUCAAAAUCAAAUUAAAAAAGAGUACUAAGUUAAUCUAAAAAGAAUUAAUUAUUAAAUUAAGAACAUGCACAUAAUGUUAUACAAUCUUAUAAUUGUGAUAAUGAUAUGACUAUAGAUCAUUUGAAAUAAUUGAUGGAAAGUAUGUUAAAAGAUACUAUUUGA
This is a messenger RNA of Paramecium primaurelia, 782 nucleotides long. Lineage: Eukaryota; Ciliophora; Oligohymenophorea; Peniculida; Parameciidae. The record is from the annotation of a GenBank genome assembly.